AUGUCCAGGACAUCUUACGACAGAUACCUUACCGUCUUCUCACCAGAGGGACGCCUAUAUCAAGUCGAGUAUGCCUUCAAGGCCAUCUCAGGCUCGGGACACACCGCAAUUGCCGUCCGCGGAAAGGACACCGCGGUGGUCAUUACUCAACGCAAAGUUCCCGACAAGCUCCUCGACGCGUCAACGGUCACCCAUCUGUUCAGCAUCACUCCUACGAUCGGCAGCGUCAUGACAGGACUCAUGGCCGAUGCACGCGCACAAGUCGCCCGUGCGCGAUCUGAAGCUGCCGACUUCCGGUACAAGUACGGUUAUGAAAUCACCCCCGACGCCCUUGCUCGACGGAUGGCGAACAUUAACCAAGUCUACACACAACGUGCUGCCAUGAGACCGCUGGGAAUAUCCAUGAUCCUGAUCGGCAUCGAUCCCGAAUUUGGGCCUCAAUGCUUCAAGUUGGACCCAGCUGGAUACUUCAUCGGUUUCCACGCCACAGCUGCUGGCCAAAAGCAGCAAGAAGGCAUGAAUCAUCUCGAGAAGAAGUGGAAGAAGCUGGACAACGGUCGAGGCGGAGAGGAUGCUGCGAAAGCGGCGAAGACGCUUGACAGGGAUGAGGUCAUUGAGUUGGCUAUCGAGGCAAUGUCGACGGUACACGCUCUGGACUACAAGCCUGGCGAGAUUGAGAUCGGCAUCGUGUCGACUAGCGAAGACGAAGACGAGAAAGUUCGGGGCAAAUGGAGGAUCAUGGACGAGGAGGAGAUCGAAGAGCACCUGCUAGCAUAUGCUGAGAAAGAUUAG
Cyclocybe aegerita is the source of this 792-nucleotide messenger RNA. The record is from the annotation of a GenBank genome assembly. NCBI's taxonomy places the organism in Eukaryota, Fungi, Basidiomycota, Agaricomycetes, Agaricales, Hemipholiotaceae.